GCUGGAUCCAUACACUCAGGUUCUUCAACAAUGUUCAACCAACAGUCGAUAUCCAGACCUCGAAAACAGCGGUUCCCCGGCAUGGACCGACGACGUGUGACCGGCUCAUCGUAUACUAGGGCCGAUCCAAUCGACGAAGAUUCUGUCUCUUCAGAAGAUGUUACAUCGCACUGUGACGUCAAACGCACUCGUUUCGGCUCGAUAUCAGCGCAUAGACCCUACCAACCAGCUAAGCAUUCCCACUCAGGAAUUCAAUCGAGAAACAUCAAUCAGCCUGGCAUCCGGGUGGACAAACGAGCCCGUGAUGAACACAACGAGCAGGAGCGAAGCAGACGUCGGGAACUGGCCGUAAUCUAUGAAUUGAUCCGCUGCAGUUUUUCUGAGGAUGACUUGCGCCAUCUUGAACCUUUUAACGGACCCAAGUCAGUUGACAAACUGUCAUAUCCUCAGGUGUUACAUGUGGCUCAUCACCUAUUGAAAGAAGAACAGCACAAUUUGAUAUUGCUUGAGCGCAGCCUGAACGACAUCAAACGAUUGGAAAAAGAAUUUGUAAACAUUGGUUUUUCAGUUCCCGAGCGGCCUAUAUUUCCUUCUGUUAUGGACAACUAUCGUACAGUUAUUCAGUUCGUUGACGAUUUGCUCAAACAGGAUAAGAGUGCCCGGACUUUGGAUGGAGUGUACGAAGUGAGCCCCGCACAGCGUGCUGCAUUGGGCAACCGGCAGCUUCAACUGCUGAGGCUUCGCCCACUUGCGCAAAGCAAUACUCAUCUCGACUGGCCCGAGACUUACCACCGGGACAAUGCGCAAGGCCUGAAACCUUUGACGCGUACGGAAUACCAGUGCCAUCGUCCCCGGUCCAAUGAGUUACCAACGGUCAGUUUAGAAAAAGAGGGGUACACGUCCGUGUGGAGCCGUGUCAGUGGGAAGUUGAAGCGACCUUCAACCCAAUUCAGGCAUGCAGAUUCUCGCUACCACAUCCAAGCGGGGCGCUUUACUUGCAGUUCGUCGCGCGACGAUUUUCCGGCCGUAAUCCCGUACAGCGUAGAUGAUUCAUGUUAUCGAUCGGACGCAGAUGAAGACACUGACUUGAUGCUUGAUUUGAUGUGACCUAUUUUUGUAUACACCUUGCAUUUCUCCUUCCUUUACAGCGCAUUCUGCCUUGUAUCCCGUUUUCGUGUUUGAUCACCACUAUUAUCACACUAAUGCUUACUUCCGACUCACAUACAAUCACGUUUGAUCCUCGCGUACUAUUUUUGUAAGCUCCUUUUACCUGAUGCCUUCGAUUCUUUCCAACGCACCGGACGCUGCUCCCUUUGUACAUAACCCGGCUUGAGUUUUCAGUUGCGAUUUUUUAUCCUACUCGCUUGAUAUAGUGUCUGCGCUUCUUUGCACUGUAAACCCGGCUUUGUACUCCCAUUUCAAACAUCACACUAUUGGAUAAUUUCUUAUCUUUU
This is a messenger RNA of Dicrocoelium dendriticum, 1454 nucleotides long. The record is from the annotation of a GenBank genome assembly. Lineage: Eukaryota; Metazoa; Platyhelminthes; Trematoda; Plagiorchiida; Dicrocoeliidae.